This is a messenger RNA of Rhodofomes roseus, 3179 nucleotides long. RefSeq names its product protein transporter SEC24. Gene Ontology annotation, molecular function: SNARE binding; zinc ion binding. Gene Ontology annotation, biological process: intracellular protein transport; endoplasmic reticulum to Golgi vesicle-mediated transport; COPII-coated vesicle cargo loading. The transcript has 15 exons. Gene Ontology annotation, cellular component: COPII vesicle coat; endoplasmic reticulum exit site. The record is from RefSeq and is a predicted model, not a curated record. Lineage: Eukaryota; Fungi; Basidiomycota; Agaricomycetes; Polyporales; Fomitopsidaceae. Bases 213 to 3038 code for a protein of 941 amino acids.
CAUACUUGCCUAAUUGACGAUUAUUUCCUUAAGAGGAAACCGAGCAGCAUUAGAAGAUCAUCAAUACACGUACUGACCAGUGACCUGCGCACUGAACACGUCCCACAUCUGUCUCCUCGGCUACUACGCUCGUCGCCUGCUUGACAGAGCUUUAUCAGCCCACAUCUCGACCUGUGGUAUCUCGAGAAAAGAGCUAGAUCUUCUCUAAGCAGAUGGCCUCUCCAGCACAACAAUUACCACCAGGAUGGGCGGCGGAAUGGGACCCAAACAACCAGCGGUAUCUCUUCAUAGAGACCGCGACGGGCCACUCGCAGUGGGAGAUGCCCGCAGUGAACCCUGAACUCGGCGGCAUGCAGCCAGGAAUGUCGCCCGGGAUGUCGCCAUCCGUCUCUCCACCACCUGCAGGGGGCCCCCAACACUCGAAACGUCGACAGUAUGCUGCAGGCCAGACUCAAGCCUACUACGGUCCCGUGGAUGGUCUCGCACCCCAGUACGGCGCGGCGGCACCACAGCCUGGCGGUCAGCCCGCGCAGCUCUUCACGCCCGGGCUCGCUGCAGACAACCAGUUCCAACAGCAACAAAUGGUGGCGCAACAGCAGCCCAGCUACUUCGCCGGGUCGCAACCCCCACCGGAGCCUGAGUACAUCAACGCGCCUGGCUUUGGGCAGCAGCCGGCCCCGGCGGUGGGCGCGCUGGCGGACCAGUUCGGGCAGAUGAACAUGGGCAUGAAGCGACCGCAGCUGUUCACGACGAACCUCCUGACUGCGCCGCCAGACCCGCGCGAGCUGCACCGGCCCCCGCCCGACAUCUGCCUGCCGCCGAACUCGAGCAUCUCGCCGUCGCCGUACGCGAACGCGGACCCGUCGUACCAGCGGUGCACGUUGAAUGCCAUCCCGGCGUCGUCCUCGCUCCUGAACAAGUCGAAGAUCCCACUCGCGCUGAUUCUCACGCCGUAUCGCUCGCUGGAGAAGGACGAGGAGCCGGUCCCGCUCGUGACGGAUACGGUCAUUGCGCGGUGCAGACGCUGCAGGACGUAUAUCAACCCAUACGUGCAGUUCAUCGACGGGGGCAACCGAUGGCGUUGUUGCAUGUGUAACAUGUCAAACGAGGUCCCGCAGUUGUUCGACUGGGACCAGGUCCGGAACCAGCCUGGCGACCGAUGGGCGCGUGCGGAGAUGAACCACUCCGUGGUCGAGUUCGUCGCGCCCACUGAGUACAUGAUUCGGCCUCCCCAGGCUGCGGUGUACGUGUUCCUCAUCGAUGUGAGCCAUGCUGCCAUCCAGAGUGGCAUGGUGGCGACGGCUACGCGUACGAUCCUCGAGAACCUCGACCGCAUCCCCAACGACGAGAGCCGCACCAAGGUCGCGAUCGUCGCCUUCGACGCCUCGCUAUACUUCUUCUCUAUGCCCCCGGGAACAACGGACUCGUCCAUGCUCGUCGUGUCGGACAUCGACGACGUCUUCUUGCCCAAGCCUACGGAUCUGCUCGUGAACCUGUCGGAGGCCCGCGCAUCGCUGGAGUCUCUACUGGGUAGACUGGGCGACAUGUUCGCGGACAAUAAUACGAUCGGCAGUGCGCUUGGCCCCGCGUUGCAGGCCGGAUUCAAGCUGAUGACACCGAUUGGUGGGCAGAUCAUCGUGCUCUCUGCUAGCCUCCCCUCUAUCGGAGCCGGCGCGCUCAAAAACAGGGAGGACCCCAAGAUCCUUGGCACUUCUAAGGAAUCUGGGCUCCUUCAAUCCGCGUCGCCCUUCUACAAGACCUUCGCGAUCGAGUGUUCACGUGCUCAAGUGUCCGUGGACAUGUUCCUAUUCAGCGCAUCCUAUCAGGACGUUGCUACCCUCGCCUGCCUUCCCCAUUACACCUCCGGCCAGACCUACUUCUAUCCUGCAUUCAACGCGUCGCGCACAGAGGACGCGAUCAAGUUUGCACACGAGUUUGGUGAGGUCCUGGCGAUGCCAGUCAUGUUGGAGGCAGUCAUGCGUGUCCGUGCAUCCAAAAAUCUGCGCAUGUCGUCGUUCCAUGGCAACUUCUUUGUGCGCUCGACCGACCUGCUGGCGAUGCCCGCCGUGCCUCAGGACCAGUCGUACGCUAUUGAGGUUACGAUCGAAGAUACGCUCACCGCGCCGUUCGUCGUUUUCCAAACCGCCGUUCUGCAUACGACAUGUUAUGGCGAACGUCGUAUCCGUGUCAUCACCCUCGCGCUGCCCACGACGAGCAACCUCUCCGAGGUUUUCGCGUCCGCAGACCAGAUCGCCAUCGCGACUCUGCUUGCGAACAAGGCAGUCGAGCGCUCGAUCACGCACAAGCUCGAGGACGCGCGGGACGCGCUGUUCAGCAAGAUGGUGGAGAUGCUGCAGGCGUACAAGCAGAGCAUGACCGCUGGCGGUGCAGGUGCGAGUGCGCAGCUGGCGAUCCCGGACAACAUGAAGAUGCUGCCGGUCUUGGUUCUGGGGCUGCUCAAGAACGUUGGCAUCAGGCAGAGCGCACAGAUUCCUCCGGACCUCAGGGCAUAUGCACAAGCUCUCCUCACGUCCCUGCCGUCCCAGCUGCUCAUUCCAAACCUGUGCCCGACGUUCUACUCGCUGCACAAUAUGCCACCAGAGUGCGGUACCGUCGGCGAACACGGCGUCAUCCUCCCUCCACCUCUUCCGCUCACCUCCGAGCGACUCGAGAGACAUGGUCUAUUCCUCAUCGAGGAUGGCCAGACCAUUUUCCUCUGGGUUGGCCGCGACUCCGUGCCUCAGCUCGUUAUGGAUGUCUUCAACCUGCCCAACUACGAGGUGCUUCGUGGCGGAAAGACGACAUUGCCAUUGUUAGAGAACUCGUUCUCGCAACGCGUCAACGCCAUCGUGCAGAAGAUCCGCGAGAUGCGUCGUGGUGUUUACUACCCGCAUCUCUACGUGGUGAAGGAGGAUGGGGAACCGCCACUGCGGUUGUGGGCCCUCAGCUGCCUCAUCCAGGAUCGCGCCGAUGUCUUGCCAAGUUACCAGCAGUUCAUUGGACAGCUCAGGGAUAAGGUCAAUGGUUCGAGUUAUUGAGCGGACUUUUCGUCGUCGUGGAAUGGCGGUGGUUGAUGAUUCUUUUCUCACCUAACGUAUUGGAACGAUAACGUCUCUCGCAAUGAAAUGUAGAGUAGCCCGUUGCGCUGAGGAACGUAAUGACUUCUCUCUCACUCAAAU